Messenger RNA from Chelonia mydas (Green sea turtle), 14723 nucleotides. RefSeq names its product microtubule associated protein 4 (gene MAP4). The transcript is spliced from 26 exons. Gene Ontology annotation, molecular function: microtubule binding. Gene Ontology annotation, biological process: neuron projection development; microtubule cytoskeleton organization. The record is from RefSeq and is a predicted model, not a curated record. Gene Ontology annotation, cellular component: neuron projection. Bases 399 to 7865 code for a protein of 2488 amino acids. Lineage: Eukaryota; Metazoa; Chordata; Testudines; Cheloniidae.
GUCCGCUCCCCGCCGCCCACAUGCUACACUUCACCCCAGCUUGCUGCCCUGUUGUCCCAGCGCCGCCUCAGCUCCUCCCGCGGCCGGCCCCACCCUCCGCCUCCCGCGCUCGUCAGGAUUGGCUGAGCGCGAGCUCGCUGCGCAGGGAUUGGCUGAGCGCAGAGGCCCGCCCUUUGUGUCAGCGGGCUAGGUUACUCAGCGUGAGGUCGGCGGCAGCCUAGUUGCGGGUGCUUUAGUACUACUCGCUCCCUCCCCCUCCCGGCCGGGCCCGCAGGGAGAGUGACACUCAUCAGGCGGCUCCGGCAGCUCGCAACCGCCAUCCCUGUCGAUCAGCAGUUUGGGAGAUUAAGGACACACAAAGGGAACAUCUGCUUUUAAGGUUACAGAGGUGCUAAAGCAUGGCUGACUUGGAUCACAAUCUCAGUCUUGCAGAUGCUCUGACAGAACCACCAGCAGAAAUUGAGGAAGAAGUGAAACGAGACUUCAUUGCCACCCUGGAAGCAGAGAAAUUUGAUGACGUGGUUGGAGAAACAGUGGGUAAAACCGACUAUAUCCCCCUACUGGAUGAUGAUGAUGCAAAGGCUGAGAGCCAGGAACCAAAAAGCAAGUCCCACACAGACGGUGGUCAGGUAGAAAGUACUUCAGCUGUUGGACCAGCAGUGCUAGAAAAUGGUGACCAUGGAAUAGAUGAUGACAGUACAGUAUCCCCAAGAGAGAUCACGGGUGAAAAGAUGUCCUACAAAGAGUUUCUGGAUCACAGCGAGACCUGGGCGAUGGAUGAUAGAGACCUUUGCUUUGAAUCACAGUCGAUAUUCAGACCCAUGGAGGAGACAGAGCCCUUCAAGAUGCACAGAGAGGAUGUCCUGUCUGAUAUGCUGCUACGUCCUUCUGGGGAGACUCGCCUACCAUUCACAGAGCAUUUUGAAGCUUCAGAAGAAGUUCAUGCACCCCAUGCAGCUGUGAUGGUACCUGAACUGCCUUCUCUGGGAUCCCCAUAUUCUCCUGCAGAAGUUAUAGAUCCAUCUGCCUUCAUGACCCUGGAUUCAACAACAGAGUCUCUGCUGAAUAUAUCAGCACCUGCAAGAGUGACAGUGCCUGAAGAACAUUGGCUGGGAGUUCAGCAUGCUGUUGAGGGACUAGAUGAAUCUUCCUUUGGAGAGCCACCAGAACCCACCAGGUUAGCUGAUGUAUCAGAACAAUAUUUGCCAAGUCCAGUGGCUGCUGCACCUGCUGCUGUUCCUUCUGCACUAACAGAGCCUACAGGAGAGACCAAAGCUACUGACACACCGCAGGUUGAACCAACAGCAUCUGCUCCAGCUGUGGAAGAAGUAUGUGUUCAAGUGAUGGGACAAGUGUCUAUUCCUGUAGUGGAAGAGCUGAUGGUGUUUGAACCUUCUGUUGAGCAACACAAGUCCGCUCUUAAUGAACCUCCAGCAGUAUCGUCUGCUCCAGCUGAGGUAAUGGAACAAAAAGUGACGGUCCCAGAAGCCUCUACUCCUGGUGCAGAUAGUACUCUUGUGGAAGAGAAUAAACCAUCUCCCAGCAAACAUACAGAGCAUCUUCCGAAGCCAAAUGAACUCCUCCCAGAGCUGGCAGUGGAAGCAAAAGAACCAUUUACAUUAAUAGAAACUAAAGAAACCCUUCCGGAAAAAACAGCUCCGGCUGCUGACCUGGCCAUAGUAGAGAAGCUGAAGGAAGAGGCUGAGCUUAGUCAUGCCCACCAUAUAGAACCUCCACAAGAGAAAUCUCCACUGGAACCUACAGGUGUACCUACUGCACAAGUAAGGCAAGCUAACAAAUCAAGUGACCGCAGGUUUGGCAGAGCAAAACCUGCAGCAGUGCCUGGUGCAGAUGUCCCAGAGGAACUUCUAGUAGGUCUCUCACAACAGAAGAGUAGUGACCCAAAAGCAGACCCCUUUUCUAUGCCAGAACUUGGAUGGGUCUCUGGAACAUUCUCACGGACUAGGGCACCACAUAAAAAGGCAGCCGGGCAGCUACUCAGCAUGCCGUCUGAGUUUGUAGAGAGCCAGAGAGAUGUACCUAGAGAGACCUGGGAUUCAGAAGGUUCUCCAGUGAUUCUGAAGAAGAAGAAGAAGAAACCGAAACAAAAGAGAAACCACCAUCCAAGAACAAUGGAGUUGGGGGAUGAAAAUGUAGGAGUUUCUAAAGCUCCCAAAGUUCCCCUCUUUGCUGCUGAACUGCAAAAGCCAGACAUUCCCUUUGUCUUGCCUGCUGAAGGUGUCAAAGAGCACUCUACUCCCUCAAGAGAGGGCAAGAGGAAGGGAACUUCAGAUGUAUCAAGGGAUGCUAAGGUAGGAACUGAAAGCCACCUCUUAGACGAUCAAAAUAUUAUCUCAAGUCCCGCAGCAGGCCAGCAGAGCCUGAAAACUGAAGGACCAUUUAAAUUUUUGUUGGAUGCAAAAGGUGGAGAAGUCAUGAAACCAGAAGAAAUGAAAGAUGACAGUUCGUUGCAGUCUAAAAGCAAAAACAAACAGGUACCCUUGGAGAAGCUAGAAUGCAAGGCAGAACACACUAAGAUGGGGGAUCCUGCAUCAGCACUGACACAAACCAAACCUAUGGAAAUAAGUUUUGUUGAAAAAAACAAAAAGAUUGAGUGUAAACAUUCAGAGCAUUCAGACCUUAAAGCAUCAAUUUCAAAAGGCAUCAACCUAAACAAAGUGGACACUCCUUUGGAGGCCAAACCUGUAGAAAUUAGCCUUAUUGACGAAAAUAAAGAGAUUAAGUGCGUAUCUCCCAAACAUAUAGCAGCAGAUGAGACCGUUCCAAGUGAAGUUCAAACUCCCAUUGGGGCACUGACGGGAGAGAAACCAAAGAAAAGAGGUAGUGAUAAAAAAAGCAGAAAGACUGAAAAUGGUAUCUCCAAGCAGCCUGCUGUUUUAGAGAUUAAGACAGAUACAACCAAUCUUCCUGCUGUAGCAAAGAGAGUCGACAAAACUAAAGAAACAGAUUCCUUUGAUAAAAGCCAAGAGACUGGCUCUGUUACUUCAGAGCCUCCAUUGGAAACUGCAACAGAUAUUACUAAAGUACCCCUUAUACCAUUGGUCUCAGACAAACCUAAAGAGGGCAUUGCUGGGAAAAACAAAAAGGCUGACUUCAGUUUUUCAGAGCAGCCAUUUCUUUUGGAAACUAAGACAGAUACAGCCAAACUUCCUGCUCCUGCUGAGACAGUUGACAUAGCUAACAUAGAUUUUACUGAUAAAAGCAAACAGACUGGAUUCACUGCAUUGGAUCAUCCAACUGAGACAGAUCCCAACAUGGCACUGGUUACAGACAAAUCUAAAAAGAGGGGUAGUGAUGGGAAGAACAAAAAGGUUAAAAAUUUCUCUGAGCAGCCAGUUCUUCUGGAGGCCGAGAGAGACCCGAACAAACUUCCUGCUGUAGUUGAGACAGCUGACAAAACUAAAGAAAUAAUCUUUACUGAUAAAGACAAAGAGACUGGCUUUGCUAUUGCAGAGCAUUCAUUGGAGAAUAUGACAGGUCCCAGUACUGCAAAGGUGGCAGACAAGCCUAAGAAAAGGACUAGUGAUGGAAAAAACAAAAAGGCUGAAAAAAGUUAUUUCCAGCAGCCAUUUUUUCUGGAGGUUAAGGAAGACACAAGCAGUCUUCCUGCUGUAAUGGAGAAGGAUGACAAAACUAAAAAAAUAUUUUUCACUGAUAAAGGUAAAGAGACUGAUUUUACUAUUGCAGAACAUCUGUUGGAGGGUGCAACAGCUACAGUGAAGGUACAAGGUCCCACUACAACACUGGUAACAGAAGAACCUAAAAAUGGUAUGACUGGGAAAAGUGAAAAGGCUGAAUUCAGUAUUUCAGAACAGCCACUUCUUUUGGAGACUAAAACAGAUGCGGCCAAACUUUCUGCUAGUGCUGAGACAAUCAGCAAAACAAAAGAAGAUAGUUUGAUGGAUAAAAGCAUAGAAACUGAAUUUACUACAGAUUCCAGUAGAGCACUGAUGACUGACAAACCUAAAAAGGAGGACAGUGACAGGAAAGGCAAAAAAGCUGAAAAAAGUUCUUUUGAGCAGCCUUUUCUUCUGGAAACUAAGACAGACACACGCAAGCUUCCUACUGUAGUGGAAAAGGCUGAAAAAAUUAAAGAAAUGGGUUUUGCUGAUAUAGGCAAGGAGCCUAUUUUUACUACAGCAGGGCUUCAACUGGAGAAUUUGACAGAUACAACCACGGUACAAGUUCCCACUAUGAAACUGAUAACAGAAAAACCUAAAAUAAAGGAAAGUAAUGAAAAAAGUUUCUUUGAGCAACUUGUUCCCUCAGAUUAUGAAAUGGACACAGCAAAGUCCAAAACACUCUUCAAAACUAAAGAAACUCAUUCCUCUGAUAAAGCCAAGCAGACUGAUUUUACUACUUUAGAUCACCUCUUGGAGGAUAUAACAGAUACAGCUAAGGCACACAUUCCCAUUACAGAACUGGUGGCGGACAAACCUAAGAAGAGGUGUAGUGAUGGGAAAAGCAAAAAGAUUGAAAAUAGUGCUGAGCACCUUGCUGUCUUGGAGGCAAAGACAGACUCCGUUAAACUUCCUGCAGUAGUCGAGGAGGCUGAUAAAAUUAAAGAAAUUCACUCCACUGAUAAAAGCAAGGAGACUCAAUUUACUACUUCAGAGCAUCUGUUAGAGGAUAUAACAGAUACAGCUAAAAUACAAACACCCAUUACACCAUUGGUGACAGGAAAAGCAAAAGAGAAUAAUGAGAACAGCACAAAGGCUGAUGUUGGUUUGGAGAAGCCAUUUCUUUUGGAGACUAAAGUAGAUACAGCCACACUUCCUGGUGGUGCUGAUGAGAUAGUCGACAAAACUGAAGCUGUAACUUCUUCUGAUAAAAACAGAGAGGCUGGAUUUACUAUUUUAGAACAUCGAACAACGAUAGAGCCCGGUCCAGCACUGGUGCCUAAUAAGUGUAAAAAGAGGGGUAAUGAUGGAAAAAACAAAAAGGCUAAAAAUGCCUCUGAACAGCCAGUUCUUCUGGAGACUAAGACCGACAAAAGCAAAAUACAGCCUCCUAUAGUAACCGAUCUGGAGUACCAAAUGGAAGAAAUGGGUCUUGUAGAUGAAAAUCAAAAUAUUAGAAAUUUCUCCUCUGAGCAUCAAAUGCUUUGGGAUAAUAAGGUGGACUUGUUCACACCCUACACUCAGUCUAGAGCAGCUGGUGUUGACAGAGUUGGCAAAGCUUGUUCUAUAGAUAAAAAUCAAGGGCUUGCCAGUAUUUUUCCAGAGUAUCCCAUAAAGGAUGAUGGAAGUAAGGUGCCACUGCCUCCUGGAGUGGUUUUGGAGGGCACCAACGAAGAGUCCAGCAUGGGUGACAAAAGGGAGAAAAAUAAACAUAGCCAUUCUGAGCAUUCAGUCAACCUGGAAGGUGAAGAGGCUGGUGUACCGGCUUUCACUUCAGUGAAGGAGGGUGAUAAAAGCAAAGUGACUAGUGCUGGGGAGAAGAAGAAGAAAGGUAAAUGUCCUGCCUUGGAUUCUCCAGUUAAACAAGAUGCCAAGGCAGGAAGGGAUGAAGUGCACACUUCCAUUUUAGCAGAGUUUGAUGACAAAGAAAUAAGUUUCACUGAUGAAAAGCAAAGCACUGAAUGUGCUUCCUUGGAGCAUCUGGUGAAGGAGACAGAUGCCGUAAAAGGAACAAUUCCCACAGAUGCCAAAGUAAUGGACAAAAUGGAAGGAAGUAGCUAUGCUGGUGAGAAGGAUGUUGGAUGCAUCUCUCCGGAACUUACAGUGCAAGGGGAGAAUAAAGCAGAAGCAGUUGUUCUGCAGGUUCUAGCUGCAGCAGUGGUGGUGAACAAGACUAAAGAGACUGAGCUGGGUGAAAGAAAGGAGACUGAGCUGGGUGAAAGAAAGAAGAGUGAACAAAGCUUCCCUGAGUGCCCAGUUAGUUUAGAAAAAAAGACAGAUGCAGCUGAGGCUGCUGAUGUGAUUCUGAGAGAUGCCCAAACAGAGGAAAUCAGUCCGACUGAUAAAAUUAAAGGCCAUUCUGAACACUCAGAAGGUGAUGCUGCUGACAAGAUAGAGGCUGGCUUGAAGGACUUCCAAGCUUUGAAGUCUGAAGAGGAUAAAUGUGCAGACUUACCUCAGAAAAAGAUAGAUGGUUCUGGACAAAAAGUGUUGAAAGAGACAAAGAAAGAGGAGAGAGUCAAAGCUACGGAACAGAUAAAAGGCUACAUGAGACCCACAAAGUCAAGAGGGCUUCCUACUCCGCCACCAAGGCCUGCUGUUCAAGAUCGAGAGAAACCAAGGCAGCUGAAAGCCAAUGGUAUGAGUCGGCAAAGGCAAGAAAAAGCAAAACCAGAAGAGAUAAAACCGGUGGAGCUUGUGACGGGAAAUGACAUCACAGCACCUCCAAACAAAGAGCUUCCUCCAAGCCCUGAGAAGAAGACCAAGCCUUCAGCAUCCACACCAUCAGCAAAACCUGCAGCAACGAAAACCAAGCCACUGUCCACUACAAGCCCCAAGCGGCCAGCUUCUGCCACACCUGGCCAAAACAAAAAACCCACCAGCCCUACUGCAGGUCCUACUUCGGCCACUACUCCCAAACGCCCAACCACCGGUACUACACGUCCCUCCACUUUAACUCCUAAAGACACUAAACCAAAGGUAACAGAUGCGAAGAGCCCAGACAAACGGACCUCACUUUCAAAGCCACUGUCUGCUACGACACCUCGAGCUGCUGUAAAGGGCAGCCCUGCCACGCCCAGGACAACUGCAGCAUCUCCAGUUACAACAGCCUCCGGUUUGAGAAACACUGCUACUUCCCCACCCAAAAGGCCAACAACUAUCAAGACUGAAACAAAGCUUGCAGAUGCCAGGAAGACCACUGUGAAGUCACCAUCAGCAGACCUGAGCCGCCCAAAGAGUGCUCCCGCAAACUCUGCGAAGAGCAGCGCCACUACCCCCACUGCAACAACCCCAGGUACUCCUGUCUCACCUGGAGUUACCACCAGCCGCCCCAAACCCAAGCCAGCUGCAGCCAGACCCACCACAGCAUCGAGUACAACUCCAGAAGCUAAAAAACCAUCAACAGUUAAAGCUCCACUUAAAACCAGCACUGUUCCCAAGCCACCUCGCCCAACCAGCAGUGUUUCUGCCUCUGACCUGAAGAACAUACGAUCCAAAAUCGGAUCAACAGAUAACAUUAAACACCAACCUGGUGGAGGAAGGGCUAAAGUAGAGAAAAAACCAGAAUCAGCCGGUGCUGCGCGAAAGUCUGAACCCAAUGCAGUCUCUAAAAUGGCUCCUACUAAAACAACUGUAACAAAAGAGGGUGCACAAAAGCAGCCCAAUGGGAAAGUCCAGAUAGUCUCCAAAAAAGCGAACUACAGCCAUGUUCAGUCCAAGUGUGGUUCCAAGGACAAUAUUAAGCAUGUCCCUGGAGGUGGGAAUGUUCCAAAUGCCCAAAAGCCAGCUUCAGGCAGCCGCUCCCAGCCGUCCAUCGCCCCCAAACCCAGCCCAGGCAGUACCAAUGUGCAGAUCCAGAGCAAGAAAGUUGACAUUUCCAAAGUGUCCUCAAAGUGUGGCUCUAAAACAAAUAUUAAACACAAGCCAGGGGGAGGAGAUGUCAAAAUCGAGAACCAGAAGCUGAACUUCAAGGAGAAGGCGCAGGCAAAAGUGGGCUCUCUGGACAAUGUGGGACACGUGCCAGCAGGAGGCACAAUGAAGCCUGAGGGGGGUGAAGAGGCAGCGCUGCUGGCUCAGGCCCCUCAGAAUGGAGAUGUGACAGCGCCCCAGGCAGGCAGUGAAAUGCGGGAGAAUGGAGUAGGGCCGACUGCGCCCGCUGUGGGUGGUGGUGACCAAAGGGAAAUUCAGAGCUUCGGCACUCAGAUACAAGAAACAAGCAUCUAAUGAUGACAUUAUGGUAUCAUCCUCCGCUCCCCUGCCCCCUCUCUCCUCCCCUUCUCCCCAUCUCACCUACCCCCUUGUGUCGCUGCAGAUUGAAUCCCACAAAUUGAUGUUCCGUGAGAAGGCUAAGGCUCGCACGGACCACGGAGCGGACAUCGUCGUCUCCAAAUCCCCCAACCUUUCCAGCAGCACUUCCCCCUGGUGUAGCACGUCCGUCAGCGAGAGCCUGGGCUCCAUCGCCUCCUCGUCACCGCUGCAACAGCCGGCUCCCCAUGCAGAAGACCUUUCUGCGGUGCUUUCUCAGCAAGGCUUGUGACUCGUCCCCACCCACCCCGCCUCCCAUGUGCUUCCCAGAGUAACUCAGCUUGGAUCCCUUAACCCGGCACUUGGCUUUAGGUGGGAAGGGGACAGCAUUUUAGCAGGGCUAGCUUCCCUUUCAGUGGUGCUGUUUGUCAACAGGGCAAUGUAGUUGUUCGCCCAUACAGCCCAGGAAUCUGAGGUUCAUUUCAUUGUGACAGUGGCUCCGCCUGCCCCAGUGUGUCUCAGGCUCUGGUGAUCCCGUGUUGGGUGGAAAGGGCAUCCUUUCCUCUCCUCACCUCCGAUCCUCUUGCUCUUAGGAGGACAUCAGUGUGAGUCUGAAUGACGUGUUUCUUAGGGACAGGCAGCUGGAGAGCUCUAGACUAAACAUGUGCUUAAAGCCACUUCUUGUUCUGGGGAGGGCGCCAAGCCUCAUUCUGUUGCUGCGUUUGGGCGGAAGUGGUGGGGCUGUGCUGCGAGUGGCCCAAGCCAGGCCGGAGUUAAUGGGGAUAAGCUGUGAUCUUUCUCUUUGUUAACUUUUCCUCCUGCUGCUUCAGUUUCUGCUGUUCCUAUUUAAUGAUUAUCUAUAUUAUACACACACAUUAGGCUGUUUUAACUGUUGACUUUAACCGUUUCAUUUUUUUUUGUGACGAAGUGUUGAUGAUUUAUUGUGCUAUGACCAUGCUAAGUUUCCUUUUCUCUCUUUCCUUCUUUCCCUAACCAUAGGAAUAAAGACAUUAACCGCUGCUGCAGUGCUGGCUUCUUAUCGACAUAUCCAGCAAUUGUAACUGUUGUUUUUCUUUGUGUUGUUUUUUAAAAUAUUUUUAAAUGAUGGAGCAAAUUCAUGUAAUUAAGCCAUGUCUGAAAGGAAAGGCAUAAGAAUGUGCUAAAAAAAAAAAAUCUCUUACUGUAACAGUUCAACCAAGCCUUGUAUUGACUGCAACAAGCGAUGCUAAAGGGAUGCUUAGAGAACCUCCUAUCGGGGUCAAUAACCAAGCCCUAGAGGAUGCCCUGGCACCUUUGUAGUUGCUUCUGUUGGAUUAACAAAAGGCGCAAAGUAUAUUUAUUAACUUGAAUAGCCACAGACCGUUUGUUGAUAGUUUUUUUCUUUGCCAUGGUAUCAGGCCAGGGUCAGGGUAUCAGGUCAGGAAGCUGCUUCAAACAAUAUGUUGCAGGUUAAUGCAGGGUGUGUGUUCUGAUGCAAGGGAUCCAGUGUGAUAUGUAUUAUUUUUAACAAAUGUUAAAUGUAGGAGUCAACAGAUUACCUGGCUAGAUGCAAUCUGGUGGGAGGCUAGGAUGGGGAAGAAGUGAACAGCCGCCUCCCAUCCAGGGAGCCAGAGAGGGAGAGCUGAAUGUCCGUGAAGGGUUGGGAGGGGCAGAGUAGGCAGGCUUACAAUAUGAAGGCGGUACAGCCCUGGCUUGUCAAGAGAUCACACACCAUUGUGGUUUGAGCUCCUUGUUUUAUGUUGCAAAUGACACUAAAGAAACAAAAUGUAUAUAAAAAAUCUGGUGUUCUUGAGUCAUCAAACUAACUUAAAGCAAAAAGCAGAAUAACAAAACACAGGGAUCAAAGUUAACUGACGACAGACGUCUGCUAAGGGGGCUGGCCAAUUUGAAGUAUGGGGGGCGGAGAGGAGCCCACAGCUUCCUCUGCUUGUGGGAAUAUUUCUCUUUGGGAAGCUGACAGUGACACGAUAACCCGGAAUCUGUAUUUACACACAAAGAUUCUUAUUGCACUUGUAUUUUUUAUAUUAAAGUUUGCAUGAUUUCUAAUAAAAUGGCAUUAAAAUGUAAUAGUUUGCAUCCAAGUGGUCUGCUAGUCUUGUAAGUGCUUUUUCCACUAAAUACAAAAUUGAAUAAACAAUGCAGAUUUGCACCUGAAAGGGGCUGUUAUAUAUACCCUGUUCUCUCCAUAAAACUCCCUCUGUUCCCCUCUUCCCCAUCACUACCACCUUUCCUCUCCAAUUCAUGCUACACGCAUGCUACCCUAGGACCAGGGAGAAGCUGCUGGGCUCAUCAAAUUCUCCUGCCCUCUGUGCUUGGAAGUUCCAAAUAGUUGUUUACAUCUUUCAAUGCUUGUUUUGAGGGCCCAUCCCGAGGGGGUUCAGAUUCUCGUAACCUUUUUUCUUUCCUCCAAUGUUUACCUUGCUCUGGAGAGAUGGACACUGGAGACAUAAGGCUGAGGCUGCACAACCAGAGGCAGCCGGGGCAGCACCAUAUCCAGUAAGCCAGUAAUAGCCAAACCAUCCAUUGAAAGAUUGCUCCCCGUGGGGUGGAUUAGGAGGUGGCCCCAUAGCCAGUUGCACUUGCUGUCCUGCUACCUCAGUAAGGGAGGAGAACCUAUUCGAUGUCAAGCAUCCUCCCAGGGUAAAAUGGUUGAAUUGUGUUGUGAUGCCCUGAAGCACUGUGACAGCCGCUCUGGCUCUGCAGGUGCUGGCUCAGAUCUCUAUGAACAUCAAGAAAGACCCAUCCACCUGCAUGUACCCCUCCUGGUAUAUAUCACUGCCCCUUCUCUGAUGCUUCCUACGUUUUGUUACUAAAUUCUAAACACCAGCGAGAUCUCUUUAAAUCUGUGAAUUGGGAUUGAGCGGGAAGGGGGUAUUUGAGCCAGAGAAAUGGUUUUAAGAGUCAAUCCCCUUAACAGGAAAAGGCACAGACUUUGCUUCCCAAAGCAAUAAUGGAAGUUUGCUCUGAAAUAGGAGACCUGACAGGGCUGCACUGGCUGGCGCAUUUCUGCAGUAGGGUAGGUGCACAUCACCCAAAGACAAUCUUUCAGUCCUGUGUCUGCAGGUAUGUGGAGCCCCAGCUAAAUUCCUGUUUAACACCAGAUGCUGGGAUUGGUGGUAAUCUGAAGUCAGGCUUGGGGCUCCCCUCCAGACUCAGGAGUUGAGAAAUGCACACUAACAAGCGAGGUACCUGUGCGGGAGUAGCUGAUAACAGACUCCAGCCAGUGCUGUAAAAUCCAGCCAUGUGCUCCAGAUACAUAUGGCCAACGUUCAUUUGUUUUCUUCUGAAUUACUCAGAGAGGUGGAAGCUGAAAUACCACGUUCUUUUCACUUCAUGCUGCUAGAGACCACAGGGAAGAGUAAAGCCAUUGAGGCAGGAUGUGUCUGAUGGUCCUUUUUACCGAUUUCAUAGGGUGGCGAGUGUUUAGUUCGGGGGCCAUGAUAGGAAGACAGGUAGCAACAUUGCACUUUAUGUUCUGAGAUUGCAAAAAAAGAAAGAAAAAAACUUGUUUUGCCAAGAGUUAAGUUUUACCUCCUCCUGAUCCCUCUUGAUUGCUUUUCUCCAAUGAAUUGGUCUGCAGCAGAGCGAAGGCCUAUCUCUAAAUGUGCACAAACAGUCCCAAACUCUCACAGGUUUCAGCUGAAUGCUAAGAGCUCUCUGUGCUUCUGUGCCACUUCUCUCUAACAUUUAUUGUGCCUGUCUUUAGGUGACUUAAACUAGAUCCAGAUAUACCAGUUUGGUUUUGUUAGGACAGCUUCAGUUUUAUUAAGAAUUUCUGAUUUUAUUUUAAAGAAAUAGCUGUAAGUAUUGCUAGCCUGGGAAUAGUUGUGUGUGUGUGUGUGUGGUUGGUAUGGUUCUGGUUUCCUAUGUAGAGGGAUGGGAGCAAGCGCUGAGUUAUGCUGAGACCUGAAAAUGAAAGCUGCGGGAAGCGUUACUGUCUAUUCUGCAGCAGGUUGGAAAAUCUCGCCGAGAAGCUGAAAAUCCCAUUAGUCCUGGUCUGCCUUUAAAUAUUUGGGACAUUGACCCACUAAUUGAAAACUCCUGAGCUGUUGCCCCUCACGGCUCAAUGCUGCUUCCAUUGCAGUCAACCACUGACUCCAGUGGGAGCAGGAUCAGCCCCCGUGUGGGGAAAGGCUUCUGAGCCGUGUUGACUUGCACUGCUUGAAGGAGCCAGAGGCUCUCUUUUCAGCUGCAUCUUCUCCAGAUGACCCAUGUAAAACGGAAGGCUUCUCGUGAGCCAGGCUCCUCUUCCCAGACAUUAGGGAUGCCAGUUGGGCAGGGUUGAACUGGCAGGAUGUAGAAUAAUGCCAGCGAUCUGUGUGUAUUCUUGUUAGGGUUGAUCCUAGGACUAUGUAGUAAAUAAAUUCCCUUUUGAAAAGUGGUGAGUUGAGUCUGAAUUAAAUGUGGCUUGAAUGUAAAUGUUCCUGGUCUGAGAUGCCCUUGUAGAAACCAGAGGAAUUCCCUGGGUUUCAGGUAUCUUCAAGAAGCUGGCAUGGCUUGGCACAGCCAGGGGACAGGUGGGCUGGGGUUGGCGUUCUUUUCCCUGGUGGCUGUCAGGUUGGGUUUCGUAAGCACAUCUGACAGGAAGCUUUAGGCUACAGUGAACUUGACUCACGAUGGAUGGGGCAUAAAAGCAACCUGCUGCUGUGGUCUCAGUGCAGAGCAGCCCCGUGGCAGAGUCUGAUGGGCUGGAAAUGGGGAUCCGCCCUGCUAGCAAGAGCAGCUCCAUUGUAGCCACGGCAAGGCUAGAGGGGAAUGUGUGUCCUAGGGCCAUGACAACUCUUACCUUUGAGGGAAAAGGAAUCUUUUUCUGGGCUUGUGGUUAAAGCUGGGAUUGGCUUUGAGAUGUCUGUAAUGGCUGAUGCGGUGAAAGGCUAAGAGGUGAGGUUAAUAGGCUCUUUGGAAAGUGACUCCUGCAGGAGCUUGGAGGUUCCUUUUCUGUGAUGACUCUUGGUUCCACCUUCCAUACUUGACCUCUCUCACACACCAGCCUGUGGCAUGGGGGUGCAGGCAGGGCCUCGGUGGGAAUGGCUGGCUGCUCAGUGCCUGGGGACUGUUUAGUUGACAGUGAGAUACACAGUUCAGUGGGGCUUUAAUACUGUAAAACAAAGGACAUUCAAACAACCAGGUGGAUCAACUCAGGGCCGCAACAGCAGGAGGCUGCACGGUCUGGCUGCGUUGGCCGUUGCUGUUUCGGGGCUGCAUGUGUUCUGCUGUGCAGCACCUGGCCCCAGAGGCCGGGCUACAGCCUGAAUGUGCCUCCCGUUGUCAUUCUUGGUCCCUUACUGCUCAGUGAAUGUAGUUCUCUGUGCUGAUCCUUGCUGUCGUCCCCUGUACACAGAGUAGUGCGUCAGUGUGAAUGAGGCUCUAGACUAGAACCAUUGUGUGUUUGGUGCCCUCUGAGCAGAAUUUUGUUCUCUGACAUGAGAACUCGGUGUCUUCCAGAUUCUCGAACUGCCAGGAUGCCCCAUGUUCCACCACAGGUGACAGAAAGAAAAUGCCAGGACCUCUUUAGCUUUUGUUGGACCACUGUGCAAAGGCUCAGUAGGAAGAGUUACUGGUUAGUUGGCUGGAGAAGAGUGUCAUCUUUUUGGGGUGGAAGAAAUGUCAUUCUGCCCAAGUAUAUGCAGUGUUGUAGCCGUGUUGGUCCCAGGAUAUUAGAGAGACAAGGUGGGUGAAGUCACAUCUUUUAUUGGGCCGACUUCUGUUGGUGAGAGAGACAAGCUUUUGAGCUACACAGAGCACAAAAGCUUGGCUCUCACCAACAGAAGUUGGUCCAAUAAAAGAUGUGACCUCCCCCAUCUUGUCACUCCGCCCAAGGGCAGUUUCUGUGUGUGUGUGUGGGGGGGGGAUUCACAAGAAGAUUCUUCGCUUCCCAGAGGAGUUUGACAAGCAGUAGAAGCCAAGAUAAAUGUAGAACUAUGGAAGAAAGCUGUGGAAAGCAUCCUCCACCUUUUGUUGCCCUUUGCCACUGAUGAUCUAGCUACAAUAUAUAUAUAUUUUCCUUCUCACAAAAGUCUCACUUAAUACAGGAUGGCAUCCAGUGUAAGAUCAGUCAAGACUCCUUUAUUCCAGCCCUCUGCUGACUUCCCUUUCCGGCAUUUGGUAUUGCCUGAAGGCUCAGUAAUCCCUUAACAUAGGUACAUGGUGGAAAAGGCAUAGAAGGAAAGUAGGAGAGGGGGGUGGACUGAGAGGCAGGUAUGCUCUGAGCACAGGGCUAGGAGCAAGGAACACUGGCGUUCCAAUCCUGGCUUCGAUAUUGUCUCCCUCUGUAGUCUUGGGAAAUCACUUAACCUCUCGGGCUCAGUUUCCUCAUCUGCAAAACGGGGAUAAUAAUAGUAACCUCCCAGUGGAGGUGUGAGGUAGGAUUAGUGUGUAUAAGAUGCUCUCUAAGGGUUAAGUAUUAAUAUUUUUGUGUUGUAGGAAUAUUAUGCAGAGGCUCCUUCCGCGUCACAUGAGAUGCACCAUAAUGACUGAGGAGAGCACGGAGCUGUCCAGUUUUGGCAGCGACUGUGCAGCCAACUGUUGCUGUAAUGUUGAGUGAUACAGAUGUUCCUAUAAUCUAGAGGGUGCUGAUGGGAGGGGGGAGAUUAUUGCAUGGAUGUAAAGGCUGAGACUCCAGCUACUUGGGAGAGGUGGUAGAAUACUAGAGGGGGAGUGCAAACCCCUGGUACUGACGCCAGGGAGUGAAUUCGUACUGGUUUACUUCUGCCUUUGUUUCACCCUCCUUGUUGACUGUACAAGACUGGUGUCUCCAUUAGCAACAUUUCCUGAUUUGACGUUGUGAUUCUUACUAUUGUAAAGGAUUGAAAUAAAGCUUCUAGAUGUUCAACCUUG